AUGGCACUGCAAGAUAUUUUAAGGAAUGUUGGUACAGCUCUAGAUCAGGUUGAAAAUUAUAUUGAUGGAGUGGAUACAACAUUUAAUCCAAAAAAUACUCUAAAUGGAAUACGGAUCUCAUUAACAACUGUUCGUGAUCAUAUGCAAAGGUAUGCUCAAGAUGCUAUUAACUUACAAGGUUUACUCUAUAUAGCUAAUGGGCAGAUCAAUAAUCUUAUGAAUGACUUAACAAAUACUAGGAAUGAUGUAUUUCAAAGAACUCAGUUGUUAAAUUUAACAUAUAAUAAUGAGGCAAAUGAACAUCAUCGUUGGGAAUUAAAUUCGCGACAAAUUAUCUUAAAUUUACAAAACAAUCUUCUAGCAAACAAGGCGAAUAUGGCAGAUGUAAACCAACUUUUAGGCCUACAAUUGGCCUCCCUUCCAUUUUAUGAUGGACAAAAAGAGCCAGAUUCAUAUUAUGCUAAACUUAGAACUAUAAACGAAUCAGCCUGA
Rhizophagus irregularis DAOM 181602=DAOM 197198 is the source of this 492-nucleotide messenger RNA. The record is from RefSeq and is a predicted model, not a curated record. NCBI's taxonomy places the organism in Eukaryota, Fungi, Glomeromycota, Glomeromycetes, Glomerales, Glomeraceae.